AAGGCACGGGCCAGUUGGGUGGGGCUGGGGCCUCAUGCGUGGAGGAGUGGAGCUGGGGAGGACUACACCCUGCUCCCCUGGGCCCAGAUGCCGGAAGCCUGACACCCCACACUCGAAGAACUUGCUCAGGAACUGGUGGCUGUGCCACUGUGUACAGAGCCUAGGAGAUCCAGAGGCCUAGAGCGUGAGGUCCGCCUCAACUGGGCAGCAUGUCCGGCUGGCUGGUGUUCAUGCUUAGAGGAAUGUUGGAAGACCUCAUGCAAAAGCAAUGCUUUUCAGAAGAGUGGACAAAACGGAUGAAUUGAAAGUGGAUGAAACAGAUGAAUUUUCAAAAGACCAUUCACGAGCCUCCCUUUUGGUUGCAUUUCACAAUAUCCAAGGCACCAUUAUAGAGAAUGUGCUCUCUGUGCUUAUGGAGUUGAUUAGUGGCCUGUCAGAAGCCAAUGGUGACUUCAGUGUGGAAGUAAUAUCCAAUAUUAAAGUUGCUGUCAUGACUUUUCUCAAAAAUACUGGCGUCAGGACAUCUGUUAAUGCUUGUGUCGGACACAACAGAGUUCAGCAAUUUGAGAUUUUCCCAAGACUUCUGGAACUGACAAGAACCAUUAGGGUUGAAAAUCUGCCACCUCAAAUUAAUAAUAGUUAAUAGCAAUGGAGGAGAAGGAGUAACCAACAUGCAGCUUUUCCCAGAGGAGAGUUCAGCCCUGGUUGAGUUUUCUGACUACAAAGUGGUGGACACCUGCUUGGGCUAAGAGCCUGUCUUCAGUGAAAGGCCCAUCUCUGUUUCCCCUAUGAUGUGACUUUGGUCGUAGCCUUGUAUGAAAAAGAGAAGCCACUGAGAAAGUUGCCAGCACCAUUUCUGGUGGCUCUGGAUCCUCUCAUAUGAAGAUCUUGAAGAAGAAGCAUCACCUGAUUGAAACGAUAAAUUAUAAAGGGACAGUGUCCCUGUGAGGUAACAUGGCCCCAAGUCAGCUGUUAAGGAGUUAGAGGUAUCACUCAGAUCUGUGGCCAUUGAACUCAAGGAAGAACAAAGAUCAAUAUAAUCAAGACCUGGAAUGAGGGUAUAUAUGAAAACGUCUGCCAUCUCAUUUCUAAAUAUCAAGUCACCAGAUUGAAUGUGAAGUCAAUGCUAUGGGAAGACAUAAAAAACAGCAGAGAAUGAUGGGAUUUGGAUUGAGUGUGAUACAUUCAAGGAGAAGAUCAUGAUAACAGGUUGUUUGGACGAGGUGAAAAGAAUUCACAACAAUUAAAGACAUCAGCCAUUAACACUGAGAAGGAAAAAACAAAAUUUGACAGGGAAUGUGGCUGGUUCUUUUUCUGGUUUUCAUAUCAGUGCUUUGAAAGAAUCUGUACCAAAGGAAUUCUUGGGGUGGGAGUUCAUUAAUCAUGCUUGCACCAAACAUACCAGAGUCCAUGCAGGAGAAUACAAAGAAUAAAAUUCCUGAGCGAGCGAAAAGGACUGCUCAAGAAGUGCAUUCCCAGUUCUGCUGGGGUUUUCUGUUUUUUAUAGAAAGUAGAGUGUGGAAAAUUCUCUAACAUUGUUUUGUUUUAAGCAAAGAAAACUCAUAACCUUUUUGAGUUAGAUCAGGCAUGAAAAGUACAUUUCAUUUCAUGGGUUACUUAGCACUGAGAGACAGUUGUUGUCUGGGGCUCUGUGUUGACUAAGACUCUGAAACUAUCUGGAUGAUUGAAAAACAGUGUUGAUACCAAUUAACAUCUGUCACACGUGUGGAUGAUGAGGUAUAGGGGGAUAGGGAGAUGAUGUGCACCAUGUUUUUACCAUAGGUAAGUGUGAAAAUACAGUCAGAUAGAUCAGCUCCUCUUCAUAGUUUCUCUGAAGAGCAGAUUAAAGGAUUGUGCCUUCAUCAGCUACUAGAUUGACUUUGAGUAAAUGGUUUCAUCUCUGUACACUGGAUUUUCUCUUUCCUCCAGGAGAAUGAAGUUUCUGUACUGGAUGAUCUGUGAUGAUCCUUUAAAUUCUAAAACUGGCUGUCUAGGGGCGCCUGGGUGGCUCAGUGGGUUAAUGUCUCUGCCUUCGGCUCAGAUCAUGAUCCCGGGGUCCUGGAAUCAAGCCCUGCAGUGGGCUCUCCGUUAAGCAGGGAGCCUGCUUCCUCCUCUCUCUCUCUCUCUGCCUGCCUCUCUGCCUACUUGUGAUCUGUCAAAUAAAUAAAUAAAAUCUUUAAAAAAAAAAAAAAUAAAACUGGCUGUCUAGUAGUCAAAACUAUAAAUGCAUUAUGCAUAGAACUGAGGGGUGUGUCUUAGUUUGGGUCCCCCCCCCCCCCAAGAGAACCUGAAACAGGAUUCAAGUGCAAAUGAUCUAAAUAGGGAAGUAAAAGAUACUGAUAGGGUGUGUUACCAAAUCAGUUACCACUUGAUCUCACUGGGAAAACUCAGAGUGAGUCUUACCUGGGAGGCAAGGUUGCUCCCUGGUUUUAAACGAACUGUCAAUCAUUGGAUGAGGGCUUGAGCCAGUGGGAGGGUGGCUUAAUUUACCUGCAAUUUCUCUCUGUUGAGCCUGCAAGGAAAGCAGGCUUUGGCACUACAGAAAGUCUUCAGAGAAGAAAUAACAAUGGGAGGGGUGCCUGGGUGGAUCGUUGGUUGAGCGUCAGACUCUUGAUUUCAGCUCAGGUCAUGAUCUCAGGGUCAUGGGAUUAAACCCCAAAUUGGGCUUAGCACUGAACCCGGAGCCUGCUUAAAAUUUUCUUUCUUCUCCUGCUUCUUCUCUCUCUAUUUCUAAAAAAAAAAAAAAAAAAAAAAAAAGGAAAGAAAUAAGGACAGCUGGAAAUAUGACCAGAGUGCCCUUAAAUUGUAAGAGCCAGGGGGCAUGAGCAGGGUCUGCUAAGCUAGAAUUGGGGAAUAAGUAAAAGAGCUCACAGGCAACUGGAGUAUUAAAUACAGUUGAUACUAAAAAAAAUUGUGGUAACAAAUUAUUUGCUUUUGAAUCUUAAGGUUGGACUAUGAGUUGAGUUAGGUGUGGAAUCCAAUAGCUAUUUUCUGUUUGGAAACCUAAGAGGAAAGUCUACAGAUAGCAUUGCCUGGUCAUUAUUUUUACUGUUUUCUCCACAGUCAAAAGACCAAGUCAGCGGGAAAAACUGUCUUCCAGACGGAAAUGUGAUAGCCUCAGCCCAAACCACAGAAGGUCUAAACCUCGUAUUAAUGGCUUGAAAUGUUACUAAUUUCCAGGCCCAUGUAAUUGUCAACACUGUUUCCCAGACACUUCAACUUGGAAAUGGACCACUAUCCCGGGCUAUUUUGCAGAAAGCUGGUCCAAAGCUCCAGGAAGAGUUGUAUGCUGUCAAGCAGGGAGCAGUGGAGAAAAUAGGUAGCAUAUUCAUAACAAGUGGCUGUAAUCUGAACUGCCAAGCUGUCUUCCAUGUCGUGGCACCAACUUGGGAUAAUGCAGCAGGGCGCUCUCAGCAGAUCAUGGCAAAUAUAAUCAAGAAAUGUUUGGCAACUGUAGAAGAGUUAUCUUUUUCAUCCAUCGUAUUUCCCAUGAUUGGAACAGGAAAUUUGAGAUUUCCUAAAGCUAUUUUUGCUAACCUAAUCCUUUCGGAAUUGUUCGAAUUUAGUAGCAGAAGCUGGCGGAAAGCCUUACAAAAAGUUUACUUGCUGGUACAUCUAGGUGAUGAUGAAAUCCAACAGGCAUUUUUAGAUGAAUUCACCAAAGGGUUAUAUGGAAAUCCCAACAAGGACAGGAUUCUCACAACUGAAGGGGCCUUCAGCCCUAUCUCCAGCCCUGGAAUCAUUUCAUAUGGAAUGAAAAUUGGUGCAAUUACUUUCCAGAUUGCUACUGGAGAUAUUAGCAAAGAAAAGGCAGAUGUGAUUGUAAACUCAACGACAAGAACAUUUAAUCUGAAAUCAGGGGUGUCAAAAGCAAUUUUAGAAGGUGCCGGACCAGCUGUGGAAAAUGAAUGUGUUGUACUAGCUGCACAGCCUCACAGAGAUUUUAUAGUUACACAAGGUGGAAACUUGAUGUGCAAGAUAAUAAUCCAUGUUCUUGGGGAAAAUGAUGUCAGGAAAACGGUCUCCACUGUUCUAGAAGAGUGUGAGCAGAGGAAGUACACUUCUGUUUCCCUUCCGGCCAUCGGAACAGGAAAUGCUGGAAAAAACCCAGCCACAGUUGCUGAUGAUAUGAUCAGUGCUGUUAUAGACUUCGCACGGAAACAUCCCAUCCCAUCAUUACGGAGAGUUAAAGUUGUCAUCUUUCUAUUGGAAUUGAUACAUGUAUUCUAUGACAACAUGAAAAAGAGAGAGAAGUCCAUGUCACCUGUCCUUCAGCCCACGCGCUUCGAGACUGCAUGUAAUCUUCCUGAACACUGGGCUGACAUGAAUCAGCAGCUAUCCUGUGUGAUUGAGCUACUCCCCGGACAGUCAGAAUAUGACACCAUAAAGGACAAGUUCUCUGAAACUUGUCCUGCCUACGAAAUAGAGAAGAUUGAAAGGAUACAGAAUGUAUGCAUCUGGCAGAGCUACCAGAUAAAGAAAAACCACAUGGACAUGAAGAAUGGCCAUACAGAUAAUGAGAGAAUCCUGUUCCAUGGGACAGAUGCAGACUCAGUGCCAUAUGUCAAUGAGCAUGGCUUUAAUCGCAGUUAUGCUGGGAAGAAUGGAGCAGCUUAUGGACAAGGAACCUAUUUUGCUGUUAAUGCCAAAUAUUCUGCUAAUGAUAAAUACUCCACACCAGACAGCAAUGGGAGAAAGCAUGUUUAUGUUGUACGAGUGCUUACAGGAGUCUACACAUGCGGACAUGCAAGAUUAGUUACCCCUCCGUCAAAGAAUCCUCACAAUCCCACAGAUCUCUUUGACUCUGUCACAGAUGAUACACAACAUCCAAGUCUAUUUGUGGUAUUCUCUGAUAAUCAAGCUUACCCAGAAUAUCUCAUAACUUUUAGGUGUUAAAAAAUGGGUUUUUUUUUAACCUCUAAGAGAUUGUUUAGUUGUCUAUUUAUAAGAACAAAUUUAUAGAAUUUUUGUCUUUGCCUUUGGCUUGUUUAUGUAGAUAAAAAUGUCUCUGUUAGGUGCUAAAAUGCUGAAAACAGCCUUUCAAGAAUGCUCUAUUGCAAUUUGUAGCAUACCUCUUUUCUGAGCAUACUGAUGGGUGGAAGCUAAGAAAUGUGGGUGACAUAAUUAUAGCUACAACUAUUUACAGACACCAAAUGUGUCAAAGAACAAAGAGCACAUUACUUUUGUCUAGUAGAGAAGAAAUAAGACGAAUCUCUUUAAAGCCAAGAUGUCAUUGCUCUAAUAGAGCAUGUUAAGACAUUAAACUGUGCUGGGCUCAACUGUACUGUUAAAUGAAUAGGCUGCUAAUGUGUAUCUGUAAGCGCUAAGAAUUUUGCCCCCCUGAAGAAGUACUUAGUAGCUAUAGUUCAGCUAGAAUGACUGAAUCAAAUCUGUUAUGGAGUAAAUCAGGUAAAAAUGUGUUGUACCACUAUCUGAUGCUACAUGACAACUUACUACAAAAUUUAAGGGCUUAGUGGAUAAGGAAUUCAGGUGUGGCUUAGCUGGGUCAUUCUGACUUAGGGUUUCUCCUAAAGGUGAAUAAAGAUGUCAGCAGGGGAUGCAGUGUUCUGCAGUGGCUUGAUUAGAGCUGGAAGAUCUGCUUCCAAGAUAAAUCACUCAGAUAGCUAUAGAGUUUUUGCUGGUUGACAGAAGUCCUCAGUUUUUCUUCCCAUAGUCAUCUCCAGGCUGCUUACAUUGCUCAUGAUGUGGUAUUCCACAGCCAGUAAUUCAGGAGAGAGACAGGCUGAAGCCAUGAUGUCUUUUAUGACCUAGCUUCUGAGUCAUACUCCACCUUUUCCACAGCAUCCUGUUGGUUCCACAGAUCAGCUCUUUCAGUGUAACCAGGAAUUACACAGGACCUGGACACCAGUGGACAGAGAUUGUCGGGGACCAUCUUAGAAGCUGUAUAGAUGAGUGAAGGACUGAUACAUUGAUUAAAUGUUAGCAGUGAAAAGGACUCUAGAGGUCAUCUAAGCUCACUGUCCUCUCAAUUUUCUCCUCACCCAUCCAUACUCCCAGGGCAAAAAGCCCUCAAGUCUCUGCUUGACCACUUCUUCAUCUUAAGAAUAACUUAUUCCAUCCCAAGACAACUGUAACUAUUAGAAAACUCUUGUUUACACAUGAGUUGAAAUCUCUUCUUCUGUGUCUAUUGCCUGCUGGUCGCUGUCUCACCUUCUGGAGGGCACUGAGCAUUUAUCAUUCUUUUUACAGAUGGUGGCCCUUCAGAUUCAUCUCUUCCCUCUAUUAUACUAGAGUUAGGUAAAUUCUUGAAAUACUUAGCAGCUUAUCCUGAAGCGUUACUUAUCAGGAAUUGAAGACAUUUAAGAAGUGUUUACAUCAUCAUAAAUAAGCAGAUGCACAUUAAAAGGAGUACAGGGAAGUUUAAAGAAAAUAACUCCCUUCACCAUACUGUAUCACUCAUAAUUGCAACAUUCAGAGGAACAUUUCAGAGGAAACCACUGCCAACAUUCUUUUUUUUAAAUAUUUUAUUUAUUUGUUUGACAGACAGAUCACAAGUAGGCAGAGAGAGAGAGAGAGAGAGAGGGAAGCAGGCUCCCUGCUGAGCAGAGAGCCUGAUGCGGGGCUCAACCCUGGGACCCUGGGAUCAUGACCUGAGCUGAAGGCAGAGGCUUUAACCUACUGGGCCACCCAGGUGUCCCCCACUGGCAAAAUUCUUAUGUUCUCUUCUCCCUUCUCCUUUCUUCUACAUCCACCUUUAACAAAGUCAAAGUCACACUUUAUUCACUUACUUAAUUACACAAUAUUAUAUCUACCUUUUUCGUUUAACAUUAUAAGUGUUACUCUCAUGUUAUUAAUUUUUCCUGUAAACAUCAUCUUAAUGGUCAAGUUAUUCCACUGUAUAUUUUCCUUUUAUGUAUAUAUAUAAAAUGUAAAGUUUUUUUAAAUGUCAUCAUCUUUCCUUAUAGUUUAAUAAUCCAAUUUUCUUUUGUAACGUAUCUGUGUUAUUUGCCCCAUGUCAUUAAAUAUCUUAUCUAUCAUUUUGAUGGUUGCAUAGCAUUUCACUGUACAUAUAGCAUUUCACUGUAAAUGUCAUGUCAAAGUAGGGUGCCCUAUAACGCUAGAUAAAUGUAUGGUUGGAUUAUGAGAUCCAAAGAGCAUAAUCUACUUUCAGUGAGACACCACAUCCUGAACUUCUUGAGAGAAAAUACAGUCCUAGAGAGCAAAACAAGUCUAAAUAAUUCUCUGUUUGUACAUGGGCUUUGGCUCCCAACUCCAGUGUAGAAUCCUAGUGAGCCAGGUUAGAACAUAAAAGGACCCUUUUUACUUAGGUUAGGUAGGCUUUUAGUUGCAAUGUAAACUGCUGUCUUCUGUCUCCUCCAAUGCUGUUACUCAAAAACCCCCCAAUUUAUUUUGCUGUACUCCUACUUCACUAUAUGACAUGGAAGUCUUGAGUAUAGUACAUCCAUGUUAUUAAAGUUGUGAUGGUUUCUUGAGGAACAAAAUUAAGUCAGUCGAUAUUAAUUUUACUUAUUGAUUUGUUGAUUUAUUUAAUUUAUUUAUUUGACAGAGAGAGAGAGCACAAGCAGGGGGAGCGAGAGAGGAAGAAGCCGACUCCUUCCUGAGUAGGGAGCCUGAUGCAGGACUUGAUCCCUGAGAUUGUGAUCUGAGCCAAAGGCAGAUGCUUAACCGACUAAGCCAACCAGGUGCCCCCAGCCAACUGAUCAUUAUACCGCUAUUAUAAAUGCCACCUUCCAUUAGUCUGAAGCUAAAUGCCUUUCCCUCCUUUAUGUCUAUCUCCCUCCCUGUUUGCUUGGCAUUCUCCAUCCAUAUUAUUAGAAUGUUCUUGACUUCUUUCCUAAUAACCCACCAUUUCAGGUUAACGCAAAUUAGAAAUCUUUAACUUCGCUAAUUACUUUCCAAAUGGGUUUCUUUUGUAUGGAUUUCCAGAGUUCUGGCUGAUGGUACCUGACUGAUCUGAGACCAGAGAUCCUGAGGCACAGCUCUGACCGGCAGUCAGAUGGCUUACUGUCCCAUGUAUCUUCUCUCCCCCUCUCUCUUUACUUCUCUUAGCAUUUUUCCCCUUCUCAUUCCUUUCUUUCACCUCCAGUCCUUCCCUUCACUUGUGGAGGAAUGAGGACACACGCGCUGCUUGGAUGAAUCAGAGGAAAGAUUUUUAAAUUUUUUUCUUCAUCUAUGGUAGAGAAAUAAAAUCCAUGUAGUAUGUAUGCAGAUGUGUUCAUUGAACACGGGGUCUGUGAAUUCAUUUACAGGUAGUGGGUUAAUUAUCACAGUGCUGGUAAGAUCAUUUACAGCUAUGAUCAAUUCGAUUUCUGCUCAAUAGUUUAUUUGAACAAAUGCAGUUUCUUAUAGUAAAUAGGCUUUAUGAGCUUAAUUGAUUAAAUUAUUCCGCUUACAAGCUGUGUAGGAAAAACUCUUGCUGUCUGUUUCUCCUUUACUCUCCUUUCCAUACUCACAACACUGACAGCAAAUGUCUGCAGUUUUCCCCAGCUCUAAGCCAUCCUCUGCAGUACUAGCUGGGAGUCCCACAAUUUUACUCAAUUCUGACACUAUCUGCUUGAAAAUAACCUCAGAUCCCACGGGUUAAGGGCUCAGCCCCACCAGACUGUCUGUCUCACCUCCUCCUGUAUUACAAAUGCCAACAGCAAAUCCCGGGGGGUUCUCUGUACUUCUGACUGACUGUGAGUCAAGGCUAUGAACCCUUGUUCCCACAACCCCCUCCUUGGGCUUGAUUUAUUUGCUACAAUGGCUCACAGAACUCAGGGAAACACUUACACUCACUUGUUUAUUCUGAAAGGCUAUGAUGACGGGUGCAGAUGGAGAGUUACAUUGGGCAAGGCACAUAGGAAGGGUCACAUAAGAAGGCACAUAGGAAGGGUCAUGUUUUCUCAGGGCAUGUCACUCUCCCAGCACUUUCACCUGUUCUUCAACUUGGAAGCUCCCUGUAGCUCAUACCUUUGGGAUUUUUGUGGAGAUUUCAACACGCAGGCAAUGAAUGAUCAUUAACUCAAUUUCCAGACCCUCUGCCCUUGCUUGGAGAAUAGGGGAUGGAGCUCCAAGCCUUCUAAUCGUGGCUUGGUCUUUUUCGUGACUGGUUCCCAUCCAGGAAACCAGCAAAAGUCAUUUCAUUAGAACCAAAGAUACACACCCAAGAAAUUCAAAGGUAUUUAGGAAUUCUGUGUCAGGAAGUAAGGUCAAAGACCAAAUUUGAGAUCAAAAGAUGCUUCUAAUGGCUCUGAGCCAGGAACCGGGGAUAGAAGCCAAGAUAUAAAAAUAAUAAAGAUAUAAAACAUAAUAUUUUUUAUUAUCUCACACAAGCUUUGGACUUUUCUGCCACUCUUAGUAAACAUACGAAGGAAAUCUUGUAAUUAAACUCUCAGAGUGAUAAUGAUUUUAAUAGUAAUUGAAGUACAGUUGACAGAGAAUGUUACAUUAGUUUCGGGUGUACACGUACUGACUGGACAACUCUAUACGUUAUGCUGAGCUUAUCACGAGUGUAGUUACCGCCUGUCACCAUACAACAACACCAUCACAUUACCAUGGACUAUAAUUCCCCAUGCUGGAACUUCUAGUGACUUAAUUUUAAAAGACCUCUGCUUCGCCUCCCUCUCUGUUUGUAUUACCUUUGUGGUCACCAGGGUAUAAAUAACUUCUAAAUUUCUUUUUCUUAACUCGUUAAAAAGGACAUUUUCAACAUAAUAAUUUAUGUCUCCAAAGCCUCUUGUUGCCUACAAUUACAAUUCUAUAAUAAAAACCUGUUGAAUAAGUAA
Molecule: messenger RNA, 9749 nt
Organism: Mustela lutreola (European mink)
Lineage: Eukaryota; Metazoa; Chordata; Mammalia; Carnivora; Mustelidae
Gene: PARP15
Product: poly(ADP-ribose) polymerase family member 15
Exons: 14
Coding region: 3421-4896 (491 amino acids)
Biological process (GO): negative regulation of gene expression
Cellular component (GO): nucleus; cytoplasm
Molecular function (GO): transcription corepressor activity; NAD+ poly-ADP-ribosyltransferase activity
Source: RefSeq, a predicted model, not a curated record